This is a messenger RNA of Columba livia (rock pigeon), 2956 nucleotides long. RefSeq names its product matrix metallopeptidase 15 (gene MMP15). The record is from RefSeq and is a predicted model, not a curated record. The coding region runs from base 351 to 2288 and encodes 645 amino acids. Gene Ontology annotation, cellular component: extracellular matrix. Lineage: Eukaryota; Metazoa; Chordata; Aves; Columbiformes; Columbidae. The transcript is spliced from 10 exons. Gene Ontology annotation, biological process: extracellular matrix organization; collagen catabolic process; proteolysis. Gene Ontology annotation, molecular function: zinc ion binding; metalloendopeptidase activity.
CUCUCCCCGCCGAGCCGAGCCGCGCCACUGCCGCCGCGCCCGCGUCCCUCCGCGUCGCUGCUCCCGGCGGGCAGGGCAGGGCAGGGCAGGGCAGGGGGGGAACCGAGCCGCGGCGGCCGCCCAUGUGCCGUGCGCCGCCGGCCUGAGCCUGCACACAAAGGCGCGCCGGGAGGCGACAGGCCGCGCCUGGCAGCGCCGCCCAUGCCCCGUGCGCAGCCCCUGGCGGCGGCCCGGCCCCGGGCCAUGAGGGCGGCGUAGCUCCGACACCGCCGCGCUCGGCCCGGCCCGGCGCGGCCCGGGGGCAGCCGCGAACCGGGGCGGGAGGUGGGCGCGGCGCGGCGCGGCCCGGUAUGGCAGGAGGAGGCGGCGCCCUCUGCCGGGCGGGUGGGCGCCCCCCGCCGUUCCUGGUGCUUCUGGUGCUUCUGGUGGGGGCGGCGACGGGCGAGGAGAUCAACGCGGAGGCAUGGCUGCGGCUCUACGGCUACCUGCCGCAAACCAGCCGGCAGCUGUCCACCAUGCGCUCGGCAGAAACCUUCUCUGCGGCCCUCGCCGAGAUGCAGAAGUUUUACGGCAUCACUGUCACCGGCGUCCUGGACGAGGAGACCAAGGCGUGGAUGAAACGUCCCCGCUGCGGGGUCCCGGACCAGAUCGGGGCACGGAUGAAGUCCAACAUGCGGCGGAAGCGGUACGCACUGACGGGGCGGCGCUGGAACCAGAGCCAUCUUACCUUCAGUAUCCAAAACUACACGGAGAAACUGGGUCGGUACCACUCAUACGAGGCCAUCCGCCGAGCUUUCCGGGUGUGGGAGGAAGCCACGCCGCUGGUUUUCCGGGAGGUGCCCUAUGAGGACAUCCGGCAGAAGCGGAAGAAGGAGGCUGACAUCAUGGUGCUCUUCGCCUCUGGUUUCCAUGGAGACAGCUCCCCCUUUGAUGGUGUUGGGGGCUUUUUGGCUCACGCCUAUUUUCCUGGCCCUGGUAUGGGGGGUGACACGCAUUUUGACUCAGAUGAGCCCUGGACGCUGGAGAACACAGAUGUGUCUGCAGGGAACAACCUUUUCUUGGUGGCUGUGCACGAGCUGGGGCACUCGCUGGGCUUGGAGCACUCCAGUAACCCCAGCGCUAUCAUGGCCCCCUUCUACCAGUGGAUGGACACGGAGAACUUCCAGCUGCCCGAAGAUGACCUCAAGGGCAUCCAGCAGCUGUACGGUACUGCAGAUGGACACCCUCAGCCCACCAAGCCUUUGCCCACCGUGACACCCUGGAGACCUGGCAGGCCAGACCAGAGGCCUCCUAAACCACGCCCCCCGGGGAAACCAGAUCGUCCCCCCAAACCUGGCAGCCCAGACCGACCUGACCAGUAUGGCCCUGACAUCUGUGACGGGAACUUUGAUACGGUGGCGGUGCUGCGUGGGGAGAUGUUUGUGUUCAAGGGCCGGUGGUUCUGGAGGGUCCGUCACAACCGGGUGCUGGACAACUACCCCAUGCCCAUCGGGCACUUCUGGCGGGGCCUCCCCGGAGACAUCGAUGCCGCCUACGAGAGGCAUGAUGGGAGGUUCGUCUUCUUUAAAGGUGACCGGUACUGGCUCUUCCGCGAAGCCAACUUGGAGCCCGGGUACCCACAGCCCCUGGUCACCUACGGGCAGGGCAUUCCCUACGACAGCAUCGACACAGCUGUCUGGUGGGAACCCACGGGGCACACCUUCUUCUUCCGUGGGGACAGAUACUGGCGCUUUAAUGAGGAGACCCGCGCGGUGGACCCUGGGUACCCGAAGCCCAUCUCUGUCUGGGUGGGCAUCCCUCCCUCACCCAAGGGUGCCUUCCUCAGCCCGGAUGCCUCCUCCACCUACUUCUACAGAGGCACAAAGUACUGGAAAUUUGACAAUGAGCGGCUGAAGACAGAGCCGGGUUAUCCCAAAUCCAUCCUACGGGACUUCAUGGGCUGUCACACGGAGCUGGUCCCCGACCCACAUCCCCACUGGCCCGAUGGGGACCAACCUCCCUUCAACCCCAAUGAGGGUGGGCGGACGGAAGGAGAGGAGGAAGAAGAGGAGGAGGAGGAGGAAGACGAGGAGGAUUAUGGCGAGGGUGGCCGCCAGCCGGGCGGGGACGUGGACGUGGUGGUGCAGAUUGACGAGUACACGCGCACCAUGAGUGUCGUCAUGGUGCUGGUGCUGCUGGUGCUGCUGCUCUGCAUCCUCGGCCUCAUCUACGUCAUCGUUCAGACGCAGAGGAAGGGCGCACCCCGAAUGCUCUUGUACUGCAAGCGCUCCUUGCAGGAGUGGGUCUGACCCCGGCCCCCUCCCCAAACCGCCCCCACCACCAUGGUGCUAACAAUGGACCUGACCUCCCUUUCCCCUCCCCACCACCUUGGCCCCUCUUGCCCCGUUGUUGCUUGGUGGCUCCCGUCUCAGAAAAGGGGGAUGCCCCCCCCACAGCCCCUCCAGAGCAGCAGGGCUGGAACUGGGGGAUGGUCAUGGGGGGGGCUGGAGGGUAUCCAGGUCCUGCCUGCUCCCUGGCAGCUGUCCCCCUUCCCCAGCUGUGACCCUCAAGUUGCCACCCGUCAUGCUGCGCCUGCCUCUGCUAAAGGGUCCCAGCAGGGUCCCCUCCUCCCACGCUGUGCCUGUGCCACAUGGGGUGGUGGGCAGGUUGGGGGCUGCUCACAAGUGCUACAAGCUGGCAGGUCUCAGCUGUCGGCACCUGCAAUGGCGGGGAAGUGUGAGGGAAAGGGAGGGCCAGGCUCGCAGCUACGUUUCCUGUUGAACUGUGGGAAUACAAGGAUGUAGUGCCUAAAGAUCACAUGAGGUGGGAGAUGCCAACUUUGCAGCUCCCCGCAUGGGCUCAGCUCAGCCCAGACGCCGCUACCAUGGGGAAAAGCCCUGUGGACGCGAGGUCCUGUGGUCAGGGCAGCGAGCACGGCCGCCUUGUACGUUUAUUAAAUGGGUCGGGUGUGUGGAGA